Punctularia strigosozonata HHB-11173 SS5 is the source of this 1902-nucleotide messenger RNA. RefSeq lists its product as uncharacterized. NCBI's taxonomy places the organism in Eukaryota, Fungi, Basidiomycota, Agaricomycetes, Corticiales, Punctulariaceae. The record is from RefSeq and is a predicted model, not a curated record. The transcript has 6 exons. The coding region runs from base 1 to 1902 and encodes 633 amino acids.
AUGAGUCCCCUAAAGGACUUCGAGGCGGCACUGAAGGAUGUCGUUCAGGCGAAACGCCUGUCCGAAUCGAAGAUGAAUAGGAUGACCGAAGCUGCUCUGAAAUGUAUGGAGGAUGACACGCAAUUGGUCUCGAUACUAUAUCGACGACAUAAAUCCCUACCAGUCGACAAGAAAAUCCAUGGAUUAUAUGCAUUUAACGCGCUUGCGUGUGCGGCCAGACACAAAGUGAACAAGCAUGGCAUUACUGGCGACAUCAAUGCGGAGAAAGGGAAUUGCGCCACCUUCUUGCUGAAGCUCGAUGGCGUACUCGACGGUUUAUUCAAAGAUAUGCUGGCUACCGGCAACUCUGAAUGCAAGGAAAAGACCAAGAAGGUGCUUGACAUAUGGGUCAAGUCGAAUACCUUUCCGUCCGCUGUGUUGACACGAUUAUCGGAUAUAUUGAAGGGAUCUGCUAAAGAGUCGAACGUGAAUGCGCCACCCGUGACCGAAACGAAAUCGACACCGGUACCGACACCGACGCUACCUGUCACUACCACGCCACCAGUCGCGCCUCCGAUCUCUCCUGCCGCAGACGCGCAAUCAACUCUCCUGGCCCUGCUCAGUCAAGCCGCGACGGCUUUAGGACAAACACCGACAAACACGCCGGCAGUGGGUGGACCUCAGCUGGAUGCCAAUCAGCUAGCCUUGCUGCAACAGCUCAAGCAAAGCGUGGCCGCUCCCGCUGUGCCAGGGCCUAGCUCAGCCACCCCCACGCCACCACCUGUAGUGCUUCCUCCUCAUGUUGCAGUGCCAGGGCCUCCAUCGGCCUACGCAAACGCGCAGCCUCCCCCUCCCUUUACGAAUGAUCGCUAUGGUCCUGGACCGAGAGAUCCCCGUUACGGUAGAUACGACGGUGGUGGCUUCAACAGGCGCCGGGAAGAACAAUACGAUGAACGUCGGGACUUCCGGAGUGGACCCCGUGACAACUUCCGUGGCCGCGGCCGGGGGCGAUGGGAUGACCGCGAUCCGCGUGGGCAUUUCAAUGAUAGAGAUGGGGACCGAGGUCCACCACGACGAGAACGCCUUAGCCGUUCGAGGAGUCCUCCGCGCGUUAGAUACGGUGCUGGGGGUAGACGUGAUGUGCCGUCGUACAGUCCGCCGCCCCGGACGGGGACGCCCACUGGUGUGGCCGCCAACACGCCUGGUAAAGACGAAUUUGGUCGUGAUAUCAGGCCGGAAUCGCCUACGCAGGAUGUAAUGCAGUCAGGAUCAUCAGCUAAAGAGCAGAUGCCAGUACGAUCGCCGUCCGUCCCCACAUCCAUAACGUCAGCAUCAGACGCCGACGCAAUGCCCGCGGGACCAGCGACGGUCCCCGGUGCAGCUGCUCCAAAUGAUCUUCCACAAGUCGCACCUGCAACGCAAAACAUUGGGCUAGCGGCAUUCGAUUUCACGACGUUCGACCCUACGGCCCCUGCAUCGUGGGAAGCGCUCGGAACGGCGUGGCAAAUCACGAACGGGUACGCGCCGUCACAGGAGGAACUGAUGCAGUUCAUUAUGGGGGGUUUCAUGGGGGCAGCGGCUCCUGUACCUAGUGCAACCGUCAGCGUGCAGCAGCAGCCAUGGCCCAACAGCGGCAAUAGUACGAGAGGCGGAGGGUCCGAGCGAGGCAAUUGGCGGGGUGGCGACAGAGGAAGGGGGUUUUCAGGUCGCGGGCGCGGCAACGGCCGAGAGGCAUACAGCUCAUAUGACUAUGGAGGAAACCAAGUCUCCGAUGCCAUAGUCCUCAACGCAGCGCCGCUGGAAGACCAACAAUCGGUCAGUAGCGAUAUGGCUGAACCAAGCGGCAGCUCGGGAGGCCGCAUGCAAAAGGUCGGGGAUAAAUGGGUCUUCGUACGAGGUACCGACAAAGCACCGGCACCCUAG